UAGUUGCCUAUAAAACCAUACCUCAAAAAGUGUCAAAUUGUUGCAUAGUGUUACUUUAAAUUCUCAAGAUGUGGGUGGAGAUACUCUGAUGGGGGGCAGCAUAGUUCUAAUGAGAGCCAUUUGUAACAUUCCAGCUGCAGCCAAAUCUGAAUGAAAGAAAUCUUACGUAAACCCAUUCAAUGGCACUUCUCAUCUACAAAGAAGAAUUCUCAUCAAUAAUUAAACACUUGAUGAGAAACCAUGAUACCAGCACGUCUAGGUACACAGCUUGUUUUCGCCACUGACUCGCUUGUAAAUGUUAUUAUAAGGGUCUGACAGCAUGAAAAGAGAUCUCUACAGAGAUACACCUGUGUCUGUUUACCUCAAUAACUGUAAAGAAACUAUAGAAUUGACUGUCAAUUCUGUGUUUUAACUUCCGAUCUCUGAUGUAACACUCCAUUCAGUGCCUACGAUUGGCCUACCGUGUGGUGCUGGAGUGGGCACUCAAAGGAGAGUUCCUCCCUUUAAUAAACGACCACAGGCACUGAGUGGGGUGCUGAGGAAUUUAGUGCUGUUUGAUUGUCUUGGUAGCCUAAAUUUAGAUGCAUUAAGCUGUUAAAAUGUUCAGCAUGUUGUUGGGCUAUCCUCAAUCAGUGCGCCAAAUUUUAGAACUUUUUACCAUACAGUUGCAUAUUUUAGUAUAUUUUGCUGCAUGGCCCUUAUAAACAUAAAAAAACACUCAAUAAAAGGCUAAACUAUUAAGAGUACUUCAAACUGUGUUGUGUCGGCAAGGCAGCACUUGCAUAGAAUCAACUGUUAUAGUCUCCUGGAAAGGCUAAACGCUACUAUGGAUCUAUUACACUUAAUUUCGCCCACAGGUUUUAUCAUGAAGGCGUUACAGAGCACACAAAUAGUCCAAAUUGAUAAGCCUAUGUAACGAAAGAGAGUCUCGUGAAGAUAUAGAAUUUUCAUGAAUGGAGUUGUUUACUCUAAAUUACUGUUUAACUCCAGUGUUCCACCAGAGUGAUUCACAAAAAUAGCAAGUUAGAAGGAAAUGGCCUUCUCGAACAUUACAAAUCCGCUUUGAAAAUCGGUCUGCAAUAACGGAACAUGAUGUUGGCGUUGUGCACUGUUCACUGCCAGAUUUGGGUAAGGCAAUUUUUUGAUUUUCAUUUUUGUACAGGUUGAAGGCAAGCUCUCUGGCAGCCGACGCGCAGCCAACUCCUACGCCUUCUUUGGUGGCUGUAGCCUAAAUGUUGCCAAACUAAAGCUACAAGGAAUAACCAGGAUAGUAUUGGCCUACAGCAUCAAAAUCAAGUAGAAAUAUUGAUAUUUCUUGAGUUGGUAAGAGUAAGUUACGACGUUCCACAGGUAGCCCAAAGACAAGUUUUGACAAUCUGGAACUUGAUCAGUUCGUUAUCUCCUUAACUGUUGUUGGCUACUUUGUGGGGUGUGUUGUGGUGUGUUUCUCAGAACUGGUAAACUGCUUAUUGAUUGGACUGAUAAGGUUCGCAGAUAAAAGGCAAAGGACGAGCUCAUUGUGGAUGAAAGUUUUGACUCCAGCGUGCAGUUAACUUGUGUUCAGUUAAUUACAUUUCGGGGGAUUCCUUAAUAAUGCCAAUUAUGAUAUCUUUAACGCUGUGCUGUAUUAAUAUCAUUCAUGUAUUAACGGUAGUGUCCCUCCCUUUGCCCGACUCCGGCCCGCAUUUGGGCAGUGACUGGACACAGCCUAUUAGGCUAAAGCAUCUAUAUGCUGCCAGAGACGGACUUCAUCUUCAAAUUAGAAAGGAUGGAAACGUGGAUGGAUCUCCUCAACAAAGCGCUCUUAGUUUGAUGGAAAUACGUCCUGUUGAUAACGGCUGUGUGGCCAUCAAAGGAAUCGCAAGUUCUAAAUUCUUGUGCUUGGAGAGAGAUGGACGACUGUACGGAUCUAACAGUUACGUGAGAGAUGACUGCGCCUUUGUCGAGCAGAUCCUCCCAGAUGGAUACAACGUCUACAGUUCUAGGAAACAUGGCACCCUGUUAAGCCUGAGUGUUGGGACCAGAAGCCAGGCCCGUGGUCAUGAUAAGGGCCUCAGCAGUCAUGCCCAGUUCCUGCCCAUGGCCAAUAAUUUGAAGCAUUCACAAAUCUACCAGAGUGACUCAGGCUCUCUCUCUGAGCACCAUCAGAGCAUCCCAUUAAACCUGCAAAUAGACAGCAUGGACCCUUUUGGAAAAGUUUCUCAGAUCUACAUACAGAGCCCCAGUUUCAACAAAAGAUGAGUAAUACUCUUCAGUAUUGCUUCAUAAAAUAUUUAAGCAUUCCCAGUGAGGACAAUGGAAGGCAAAGAGGGCUCGGAUCCAGAUAAAACAGGGCUGGGUUGAGAACAUUCCAGUUGGGCAUGAGAAUAUUGCAGACUGGGACACAACUCCUCAUCAGAACCAAGUGAAUGACUCCAGUGUGUUGAUAUUGCAUGGAUUUUCUGACGGAUCUUUUUCCAAGGUUUCUACUGUAUUUUAGAUGUACUGUUGUUUUUCCAUUAUGUUUUUCAAGGGAAAUUCUUAGUUUCCCCAGAAUGGAGCAGUUAGUCAUCUCAUUUGUUGUCUGACUUUUUGUUCUAAACAUGUACAUAUUUUCAAGUCUGAAUAUCUGUAAGCAUUUUUGGUCUGAGACCAUCUAUGAAUGGAGGGGUAUUCAUGCAUCUAUGAUCUUUGUGUUAAGAUGUAUUACAUUUUUAAAAAUGCACGGUUACAUGGUUAUGGUUUUGUCAAAUUAAGCUAAUUGUUCCUUACAGUCCUCUAGCUGUCCGAUCUGUGUGUGUGUGAUCCAGAAACUCCAGUGUUCGUACACCGACCUGGCUCUGUAAAUGGGUAACAAACAAAGUAGCUCAGUGAGCCAUAAACCAUUCCAGCUUUUCAACGCAUUGCCUCAGGAGCAUGGAAAGGUUAGGGUGUAAUUUGAUUGGCUAUUGAAAUCAAAUAUCAACUACAACCAGAAUCGCAGACUGUGCCUUUCAACAUAGUCCGUGAUGCUAAUUUAUUCAGCACACCAGAAAUCAUUGUAAAAAAAAUUCUCUGAGAACCUUUAAGUGUAUGUGCUUUUGCAUA
Molecule: messenger RNA, 3066 nt
Organism: Clupea harengus (Atlantic herring)
Lineage: Eukaryota; Metazoa; Chordata; Actinopteri; Clupeiformes; Clupeidae
Gene: fgf19
Product: fibroblast growth factor 19
Exons: 3
Coding region: 1594-2241 (215 amino acids)
Biological process (GO): fibroblast growth factor receptor signaling pathway
Cellular component (GO): extracellular region
Molecular function (GO): growth factor activity; fibroblast growth factor receptor binding
Source: RefSeq, a predicted model, not a curated record